UCUCUAUCUCCUCCCUAUGCUCACCGCCUGCCUCACCCCCCUUCGCUCUCCUCCUCCUCCUCCUCCUCCCCCCUCUCUGCUCAGCACAGCAUAGGAAAAGCAGCCAGGAAAGCGAGAAGAGAGAGAGAGAGAGAGAGAGAGCGGCCUGUCUGUGUACUGGUGUGAGGCCCCUCAUGUCUGGCCAAAGAGAGCUGAAGCCUCCUGUGUGCACCCCUCACCACCAAGAGAGGAGCACCCCAACCUGCUGCAUAGACAGCAAGCGACCGGAAACCAGGCACUGAAGCAAAACCCUUGCAAGAAGAGGGAUCCAGAAGGGGAAAAAAAAGAGACUGCAAUUAACAUCUAGCACCCUCCCAAAAAAGAAGGCAAUUGCUUCAUCCUUUUGUUUUUUCUGCAUUGACUAUGUCUGGCGUGUCCUGGAAAUACUGGAAUAUUUUCCUAUGAAAGAUGGACCCCCCCCCCCCCUACAUCCUUCCCAACGAGGAUGGAAUAUAACAUACAUUAUUGUCUCCCUCAGGGCUCACGAUUGAACUGCUCCUAAAUAUUUCAGGAGGAAAGAGAUGAUCUACUGCAGGUUCCUCGGUGUCUUCUGGCGUGUCUUUGCUACACGUUAAUGUAUGGACUGCAUUGCCUUACUCUGGUGUGGAGAUAUCUGCUUUCCUGAAUGACUGUAUUUAGCUGCCAGAACAGGGAGACAGGAGAGGCUACUUUGCAUGGAGGCGCAAGUGAGUGCUACCUCAGGCAGGCUGGAAGCUGUCAAAACCCUUCUGUUAGUCUGCAGCUAAAGGUUAGGAGGGGGCGGUAGUGUUCCUGGUGGUGGUGGUGAAGGGGGUGUGAGGUGGAGAAAGGAAGAAAAAAAAAAAAAAAGUCCCAGGAAAACUAUAUAUCGACAAUAUGGCUUCCCCUGUGAACCAGCAGCUGCUGCAUCAUACGGAGGUGAGGUGUGAUGGCAGCGGGGACAAUACUAGUGUAACUGUGAAAAUUAAUAGACAGCACCACCAAGCACCUUCGAGGCGUUGCAAAUACAGCAUAUCAUCCAGCUGCAGCUCUGGGGAGUCUGGAGUAAAAAAGGGUGGAGGAGUCGGGGGUGCUCGAAAAAAGAAGAAGCUCCCUCAGCUUUUUGAAAGGUCUAUGUCCAAGUGGUGGAACCCAAAAUUCGAUUCCAGUAACCUGGAGGAAGCCUGCGUAGAGAGAUGCUUCCCACAGACGCAGCGCAGGUUUCGCUAUGCUCUACUGUACCUCUCUGUGUCUGGGCUCCUGUGGAGCAUCUACUUCGGUGUCCAUAUGAAAGCCAAACUUUGCUACCUUGUACCAACCCUGUGCUUCCUUGUGGUGUGCCUAAGCUUUUUCUUCUUUACCUUCACGAAAUCUUAUGCUCGGCACUGCACGGUCAUCUCCUUACUUGUCACAUUGCUGGUCUUUGCCUUGACUUUGGCCUCUCAGUUCCAGGUUUUGACCCCUAAAACUGCACACCAUGACCUAUCAAACCUUACUUCCCUCCGAGCUCCAGCUUCAACUUCUUGCAUGUCCCAAGUUGGCAGUUUCUCAAUUUGUGUGGAGGUUUUGCUCCUUCUCUACACAGUAAUGCACUUGCCCCUGUACCUCAGUGCCUGUCUUGGGGUAGUUUACUCGAUACUUUUCGAGACCUUUGGAUACCACUUUCGUGACGAAGGAUGUUUCGCUCCUUUGGAAGAUAGGAUGGCUCAUUGGGAACUACUAAGCAAGGCGCUAUUGCAUGUCUGUAUUCAUGCCAUUGGAGUCCACCUUUUCAUAAUGUCUGAAGUCCGAUCACGCAGCACUUUCUUAAAGGUUGGCCAGUCCAUCAUGCAUGGCAAAGAUCUGGAAGUGGAGAAAGCCCUCAAAGAAAGAAUGAUUCACUCUGUCAUGCCAAGGAUUAUUGCUGAUGACCUAAUGAAGCAGGGGGAUGAUGAGAGUGAGAAUUCAGUAAAACGCCAUUCAGCGUCAAGCCCCAAAAGUCGCAAAAAGAAGUCCUCUAUCCAAAAGACGCCAAUUGUCUUCAGGCCCUUCAAGAUGCAAAGAAUAGAGCAAGUAAGCAUACUGUUUGCCGAUAUUGUAGGAUUCACCAAGAUGAGCGCCAACAAGUCUGCCCAUGCCCUUGUGGGACUUCUCAAUGACCUGUUUGGCCGCUUUGACCGGCUCUGCGAGGAGACAAGAUGUGAGAAGAUCAGCACAUUGGGUGACUGCUACUACUGCGUGGCAGGAUGCCCCGAACCGCGGGCAGAUCAUGCCUACUGCUGCAUUGAGAUGGGCCUUGGCAUGAUUGAGGCCAUUGAGCAGUUCUGCCAGGAGAAGAAAGAGAUGGUCAAUAUGCGUGUCGGUGUACACACUGGUACAGUGCUAUGCGGCAUCCUUGGCAUGAGAAGGUUUAAGUUUGACGUGUGGUCAAAUGAUGUCAACCUCGCCAAUCUCAUGGAGCAGCUUGGAGUUGCGGGCAAAGUGCACAUAUCUGAAAAAACGGCAAAAUAUCUGGACGAUCGCUACAUGAUGGAAGACAGUUUGGUGGUGGAACGCGUUGGACAGAUUGUAGCGGCCGAUCAGCUGAAAGGCCUGAAGACCUUUCUGAUUUCUGGGCGCAGGCCGUGUGUCCCCAGCUGCAGCUGCUCCCAGACUUUGCUGCCAUUACAGGAGGGAUCAGACCCCAGCAGCGGCUCACAGACCCCCCAUGGCAUGGGUGGUCUCGUUACAGACAGCGCCAGUGAAUCUCUUCUUCAUUGCUCUCACCUGGAAAGACUCAAGAACUGUCCUUCAUGUGGAGAAACUGGGGUCCGCGAUGGAGUGGAGGAAGGAGCAUCAGCUGUAAAUGGUACCCCUGAAGAAUGGAAAGGAGGAGGCAGCCGGCCCACAGCCAUUGGACGUCAUUUAAAAACCCAGAAUGGACUUCUAAGUCCACCUCCAGAAGAUACCUUGAACAACAGCCAGGCCUCCUUGUAUGAGAUGCUUCAAGAAAAGGGUCGCUGGUGUGGGGUCAGUAUGGACCAGUCAGCUCUCCUCCCUCUUCGCUUCAAAAACAUCAGGGAGAAGACUGAUGCUCAUUUUGUGGAAGUAAUUAAAGAGGACAGCUUAAUGAAGGAUUACUUCUUCAAGCCACCCAUCAACCGCUGGAGCCUGAACUUUCAAGACAAGGAGCUGGAAACCUCAUAUAGAGCCAGUUACCAGGAGGAGGUCAUGCGCAUGGCUCCAGUGAAGACCUUCGCCAGUGCUACAUUCAGCUCCUUGCUUGAUGUGCUCCUCAGCUUCUUCAUCUUCGUCCUUCUUUCCAUCACCUGUUUCUUGAAGCCAGGCAGAGUCCCUGUAUCUCCCCCAACGCCGGCUCUUGUGGUGCUAGCCGUGUGCGGCUUUCUGGGGUUCCUCUCCUUGCUUGUUUCCAUCAGGAUGGCCUUCUAUCUCGAGGACAUGUUCGUGUGCACCAGACAGCUCCUGGAGAUCAUCUCUGGUUGGCUUCCGCGACAUCUAAUUGGCACUGUGCUUGUGUCUCUCCCCGCAGCUGUCGUUUUCUCCUAUCUGACACAGGACUUCCACAACAACGCACACUACACCAUGUUCCUGUGCUCGGCUCUACUGAUCCCCAUCGUCCAGUACUGUAACUUCUGCCAGCUCAGCUCCUGGCUGCGAUCCUCUCUUGCUACCCUGGCAGGGGCGACCCUGUUGAUUCUGCUAUACGUGCCGCUCUUUCCGGAUGAGCCCCCAGGGACAAUGGAAUCAGAUCCAGCGACAAAUUUCAGCUUGUUCCUUCCACCCGAUGUCAACCUGGGUACCAGCAAUACCAGUAAGCCAUCGUCACAGCUUGGGCAGGAGCUCACCGUGGCCUACUUUCUCCUCCUCCUUUUGGUUUGGUUCCUGAAUCGGGAGUUUGAGGUCAGCUACCGCUUGCACUACCAUGGUGACGUGGAGGCAGACCUUCACCGCACUAAAAUCCAGAGUAUGAGAGAUCAGGCCGACUGGCUUCUCCGUAACAUCAUCCCCUAUCACGUGGCUGAACAACUGAAGGUCUCCCAGAGCUACUCCAAAAAUCAUGACGAUGCCGGCGUCAUAUUCGCCAGCAUAGUCAACUUUAGCGAAUUCUACGAAGAGAACUACGAAGGAGGUAAAGAGUGCUACCGGGUCCUCAACGAACUCAUCGGAGACUUUGAUGAGCUCCUCAGCAAACCCCAUUACUCCUGCAUUGAGAAGAUCAAGACCAUCGGCGCCACCUACAUGGCCGCUUCUGGACUCAACCCGUCUCAGUGCCAGGACAGCAGCCAACCCCACCGCCACCUGCAGACGCUGUUUGAGUUUGCCAAGGAAAUGAUGAGCGUGGUGGACGACUUCAACAACAACAUGUUGUGGUUUAAUUUCAAGCUCCGCAUUGGUUUUAACCACGGUCCACUGACAGCUGGCGUUAUUGGGACCACAAAGCUGCUUUAUGACAUCUGGGGGGACACGGUGAACAUUGCCAGCAGAAUGGACACCACCGGUGUGGAAUGCCGUAUCCAGGCGAGUGAAGAAAGCUAUAGGGUGUUAGUGAAAAUGGGCUAUGACUUUGACUACAGAGGGACAGUCAACGUCAAGGGCAAAGGACAGAUGAAAACGUACCUUUACCCAAAAUGCACGGACAAUGGCGGCCUAGUGCCCCACCACCAACUGUCCAUCUCUCCAGACAUCCGGGUUCAGGUGGAUGGGAGCAUUGGACGGUCGCCUACCGAUGAAAUUAGCAGCCUCGUGACCGGAGGCAAAGGGGCGGUGGAAGCAGGAGGUGGGGAGGCAGGACGCAAGCGGGACAAGACAGAAGACAGAGGCCGAGAUGGAGGAGCACGGUGAGGCUGGUGGAGUGGAGAAGGACCAUACAAAGCAUGUGGGGCCACCGGUGGUGAACGAGACUGGUGGCCCAAUAGAGCACGUAUGCGCUGCACUGUGCCAGCUCACGGACCUCUUCAUUCUAGCCACCGCAUCAUUCCGCAGCUCAGUCUUAUGGUGAUGUGGCUUCCGAUGGAUAUCUAUAUAGAUGGCUCUUAAAUUCUUCUAGCGCUGGUGGACCUUUGUGUCCCUGAGUACAUUUUACACUGUCUCCCGCGUAUGGUGGGUUAUACGGUCUAUAGUGUAGAAGAGCGUUGGGGACCACAAGGUGUCCUCGUUGGGGUAAUUCUUUAUACUGCACUGGGUAGCCAAGGUUUGGCUAGUAAGAUCAAGAAUCCGACUCCGUUGAGGGUACGUCCCCCAAUUCGCUGUAUGGUGGCAUGUCAAUGGAGGAGGUCCACCCUCGUCCAGAUUGCACAGACACUGGACUUCCCAUAUAGAAGUUGGAAGACCAUUCUCUUAAACCCCAUCUCAUGCCUCCGCCUCUUCGUCAGCCAUACUGAGGAUUGAACUAAGUGCCUUCCGCUCUCUCUGGGCCUGUCCCAACCCAGAUGAGACGACAGUGACACCUUGCCGCAAUUCUCGCUAUUACUUGCCAAAAGCAUGCGCCUCUCUGGACUGCUGCCCCCGACCCCUUCCCGAAAACCAGUGGAGACGGGCGGGAAUUUUCUGAAUAAGGAAAAUGGGCAGUGAGAUGUUUCCUUUCUUUCUUAAGACAAUGCGAUUGUAAUGUGUUUUCGGUAACACUUUAGCUGCCUUCCAGUUCCCAUUAGCUGUGAUGCCUCCUACAGGGCAAAAGCAGAAUUUCAAGGGUAUUUUAAGACAAAAAAAAUCCAGUCUUCUACUCUAUAUCCCAUCUACAUUACCACAGUAGAACAAUAUAAUAAGGUACCUCUUGUGCAAAAAAAAUGGUGUUAAAACACUCAAAACCUUCUCCUGUUCACCAAGCUAUGGCGGCCAUAUUUAUGCCAAGACUGGUCUCUUAAAGGGGAAGUAUCAUUUCUUUUUUUUUUUCAGCAGGCACCUAAUCUAUGUGCAAAAUUAUAGCAUUUUAGUUAUGAAUAGUGAGUUUUUAAUUAAUGCAUUGACCUUCGUCGAUGGUUCUCAGCUCUGAUCCCAGAUUUCAUGGGGUAACCUAUCUCAUUUUUGUCCCCCUUUCUAAAUGGUACAUCAUGGCCACCGCUUUGAAUGUAUUAUACUAAUAGUACUGAGAAUUAUUAUUAUUAUUUUUAUAUUUUUGGGAUAUCACAUAGAAAUAUUGUUAAAAAAAAUAACGCAAAACUUGCAGACCCUCUUACCGUCCUCCAUAGUGUCACAUCGAGGUUUUUCUUCAUGGGGGAGGUGGCCAAGAUUCAAUUCACUUCCGUAGUCCUGCAUUGAAUUACCCUGGUCAAGACAAAGUGGCAGAGCCCCCUUUCCUGGCACAUGCUUCUUCAAACCCCUGUGGUCAGGGUCAUGUGACCGAUCAAUGGUAUGAUCCCCCCCAAACCGAUACUUCCUCUUUAAUAAGUAUAAUACUAACUAAUCGUAUACAUAAAAUGUAUUGUUACAAUGGCAAAUGUCGGGAAGUCAUAUUUCCUGUAGGUAUGUGUACAGAAUCUCAUGAAAUGCAAAAAAAAUGUACCCGCGUACUUACAUGCACAUGUUACACCAUAGGGCCUAAUUUCGAUAGGUUAGUCCAGCGGUCUCCAACCAUUGGCUCUCCAGGGCAUGCUGAGAGUUGUAGUUUUGUCGCAUGUUGGAGACUAUUGGGUCUCUAUUUAUUACCCACAUGAACCAGUCGACCAGCAGGGUGUGGGAGGUUAUCUGUUAUUUAUGGGUUAAAUACGGUCAAGGUAAAAAGCGCCCAUGUAGGGUGGGCGCAGAAUCGCACCAUUAUGUCCCCCUCCCUAGGCCCGUCUUGGCUCUGAUCAAUGUAGGCAUAAAGGUUGUACACACAUACAUAUAUAUAUACUGUAUACAUGUGUGUGUCCUCACGUGUAUGCCGAUGCUUACAUACAUGUACAUAAAUACAUAGGUAUGAACAAAUGCGGAUUCACAGACGGCUAUAUGUAUAUACUCAUCCAUAUGUAGAUCUAUAUGUACACAGGGAGAUAGUACUUGCAGUGCCUGGAUAGAAGGGCAGCUCUUAGACGUGCCCAGGUUUCCUGUGACUCCUCCCCAGGUCUUGCCCCUUCUUCUUCUCCUCCUUAUGCUCUGACUUCUGCGGUGACCGAACGUUCCUGCUGCGCGAUAUAUAUUCUGCAGAACAAACUGCAAAAGCCAAAAUAAAUGCAUUGA
This is a messenger RNA of Bufo gargarizans (Asiatic toad), 7134 nucleotides long. RefSeq names its product adenylate cyclase 9 (gene ADCY9). Gene Ontology annotation, biological process: cyclic nucleotide biosynthetic process; adenylate cyclase-activating G protein-coupled receptor signaling pathway; intracellular signal transduction. Gene Ontology annotation, molecular function: adenylate cyclase activity. NCBI's taxonomy places the organism in Eukaryota, Metazoa, Chordata, Amphibia, Anura, Bufonidae. The record is from RefSeq and is a predicted model, not a curated record.